Messenger RNA from Fukomys damarensis (Damara mole-rat), 3102 nucleotides. RefSeq lists its product as uncharacterized. The coding region runs from base 1070 to 1504 and encodes 144 amino acids. The record is from RefSeq and is a predicted model, not a curated record. Lineage: Eukaryota; Metazoa; Chordata; Mammalia; Rodentia; Bathyergidae. The transcript is spliced from 3 exons.
AAUCCCACUUAAGAGUGACUUAAGCAUGUGGAUUUUAUUUUCACAAUUUAAACAGGUGAGGAAGUAGCUGGACAGAACUGAUGUUUGCUGUUCUGUGAAGUCCUUUCCACUUCUGCCAUUGUCUUCCCUAGUGGUGACCCUGAUCUGCUGAAGUGACUGUCAGAGCUCUAGCCGUCACACCAUGUUUCAGGUAGCAGAAGAUACCCCAGAAAUUUCUCACAGCACUUUCACAUAUCUAGUAGAAUUUUGUCAUCUAAUCAUACCGAAGUAUAAUGGAGAUCAGGAUAUAUAGACUUUAUUCUGGGAAUCUAGAAUGCAGAACCAUCUACAAGACAGCCACCUGAUCUCUUCAGAGGUUACCAUUCUGGAUUGAUAGAAACUAAGAUGACGACGUAUGGAUGGGCCUUGACUGACUAUGGAAGAUAAUAUGGAGACAGUAGGAGAAAUCUGAAUGUGUACUCAGUUUUAGGUGAUGCUGUUGAGUCAUGGUUAAUUUUCUUGGAUGUGAUUAUGGGAAUGUAGUUACAUAGGAGCAUGCACUUCUUUUGCGAUAAUAUAGCUACGAAGUACCCAGCAACAUGUGUGUGUGUGUGUGUGUGUGUGUGUGUGUGUGAAAAGGAUAUAAAUAGGUGAAAGAGAUUGCUAGAAAAAACAAGGAAAAGAUAAUAAGCACUGAGUCUAUGUGGAAGGACUGUGGAUAUCAUAUUCUUUCACAUUUUCUAAAUGUCUGAGAUUUCUUACAAUGAAAAUCAGGAGAGGGUAACUCUCACAAGAGGCUGACUGCCGCCGCCUCAUGGAAAAGAAGCAUCAUGGUCCUGCAGGUGCACUGGAGCCAGCCCCUGCCAAGGCCCUGCAAGCCAUGGCUUGGAUCUACAAGGUCCUCGCCCAGGUGUGUCUCAGAGCCCGGAAGUAGAGAGAGAACACUGCAUCUCAGCCCUCAGCUCCUUGGAGAGGUGUCCUUCAUCUGCCAGGAGGCAGCCAACAACAAAGAUCCACAAAUCCCAUCAGCUGCUGGUGUUACGUCGCGGUGACAGAUAGUUAACACAAGCCACCUUACACAGCGGAGGCUAUGGAGAUGGGGACACAGCAGACAGAAUGGAACAGAUUCAAGCUUGAGUUGGGGAGAAUUUGUCCUCCCUCCCCAUUUCCGCCCAUGUCACCUCAGCGCAGGCAUUUGACCUCAUUAUGGAUGUCAUGCUUACUGCACAGAGGGUGGCUCUCAAGGCCAAGACCUAAAAGGCUGUGCAACUUCCACCUGGCUGCUUCUCAGGUCAGCGCUCUGGGAGAAGCCGGAUGCCCUGUGGUGCGGACAGUAAGCGGCUGUGGAGAGAGCGACCGCCCCUUCCGGCUGGCCAGCACUGCCCCAUCAGCCAGAUGCAAGUUCCUAACCACUGCCAGGUUGGGUAUCCAUCUAGAUGGGAAGCCAGACUCACAUCUGCCCACAAAACAACUUCAGGUGGCACAGCCUCAGCUUGUGUUUUACAAACUGGGGAUGCCACGUUAAACACACAACGUUCUGAAGCCAGCUGGCCCUCCUGGAUGCUGGGUCCUCUCUUCUGGGUGGAUCCACUGAGAGCAGAGCCCAGUGAACCCUCAGUGUCCUGCGCACCAGAGGCAGAGGCUGACGCCACGAUGUACCACCUGGGUAUCUGGGUUCCGCCCUCUGCCCCCACCAUGGAGGUGAUCAAAGCAGCGGUGCCAGUGUCUCGGUGUCCAGCUGUGCUGUGUUCUGCUUGUCCUCGAGUCCCCCAUUCUGGUGGCAGUUCUGAUGGUCUCCCUGGAUAACUGGACAAAUAGGAUCGGCUACAGAACCUGCCCCAGACACACCCUAAGAUCAGCAAGGAAGUGGACUUUUUUCAGAGCACUGAGUAUGUGUGACCUUAUGUGUCUGCCCCUUUGAAGGAAACUUCUGCUCGGAGGAAACUGGCCCUGUCUGUCCCAGAGCCCAGCCUGCUGUAGGCCCGACUGGUGGGGGAAGGCAGGCAGUGUCACUGAGAUGAGUGAGAAGGGGUGAACCCUGGGCAAAUGGUACCCUUUCUUACACACACACACACACACACACAAGCAAGCCGGAUGUGGUAAUCGCCCUGGCCGAAGCCCAAAUUCACUUGCUAAACCCUCAGUUCCUUUGCUGUUCUUCUCAGUGGGAGAGUCACAUGCGAGCUAUUCCCAGUGGGGAAGCGGAGGAGAAAGAAGAGCUUAUCACAGUCCAGUACUUGGAAGUUUCAGGGCCAAGCAGCAGAAGGAACAAAGCCGGAGGGACAAGACAGAAACUGGGACAGUGCUUGGUGAUGGCAGUCACUACCAAUGUAUUAGAUGCUCAUAGCCUUAACCUGAAUGACCCCACUUCCGGGACUCUACUGUGCAGAAACUAUAGGAAGAGCAAUGCAUACAACCCAGACAGCCACUGCAGCCUGUUGUGAUGAGGGAAACCAGAACAGCCCCCAUGUUUACACAUAAGCAAACACUGAGGUCCUCGCUCCUGUGGAAACCAAAGCGCUGCUAGAAAUAUGUGGCUGGACAUAGAGUAAGGACAGUGACAGACUCAUUCUACUGGCAUGGAAAAGAGUGAGCUGCAGAAUACAACUUAUUACCCACUUGUUUUUAACUACUGUGAAAUUGGCAAGCAGUGCACAUUCGGGGCUCCACCAAAAAAUGAGAGAGUGGAUGAUGUCGAGCACUGGGAAUUCUGUGCACCACUCCACUCGCUGCCCUAGGGCCCAAGGAGACCUAUAGGAUGCAAUGAGAAGAGCCUGGCCUUGCUCUGUGAGGGCUCUUCCCCAGGUGCAGUGCCAGAAUCCAGGCAGGAGAAAGCACCAACAAACCCAAACGAGGGGCUCUCUACACAGUAAUUGACUGCCAUCUUCAGAGGAGUCCAGAAAACAGUCAAGGACAGAGAGGAACUUUUCCAGACACAAUGAGACUAAAGAGACAGGACAACCAGCUGCACAUGAUUCUGAACUGGAUACCUUUACAACAAAGGACAUUACUGGAACAAUUGGCUAAACAAGAAACUGGCCUGAAUUCAAUUUCUUGGUGAUGGUAUGUGUGUUACACAAGAUUGAACUCAGGGCCUUCUCACUGAGCUCAUCCCCAGCUUUU